Messenger RNA from Papilio polytes (common Mormon), 1446 nucleotides. RefSeq lists its product as uncharacterized. Bases 146 to 1402 code for a protein of 418 amino acids. NCBI's taxonomy places the organism in Eukaryota, Metazoa, Arthropoda, Insecta, Lepidoptera, Papilionidae. The transcript has 7 exons. Gene Ontology annotation, biological process: lagging strand elongation; DNA repair; DNA recombination. Gene Ontology annotation, molecular function: DNA ligase (ATP) activity. The record is from RefSeq and is a predicted model, not a curated record. Gene Ontology annotation, cellular component: nucleus; mitochondrion.
AAGUCAAAGUCACUCAUUGUUCGCGCCAAAUAUUAACACAACAAAUGUAUUUCCAGAAAAAGUUUUAUGUAAUUGUGCAAUUUAAUGAUCAAUUUCAGUUAUAUUACUAAGACUGAUUUACAUAAUGAUAAUGAACGUGUAAUAUAUGAACAUAUCUAAGUUAUUUCGAUUAAGUAGAAUAGCCAAUUGCGUCGUGACCGUGCACCGGCACCAUCGGGCAGUACACACUGUAUUCGUUAAAUAUUGGCAUGUCGAUACUCGAAGAAUGGCGCAGAAAAGUAUAACAUCUUUUUUUAAAAUAACACCCAAGAAGGAGUCCGUUGCUACUGUCAACAAUCAGAAUGAGGAAACAUCAAAUGUUGAUAAAAGCUUUUCCGAAGAAUCAUCACCGCCUGCACCUGCUACAAAAUCAACAAAAAGAUUGAGAUCUGAGAGUGAGAAUGAAUCACCGGCUGCGUCCAGGUCUCCCUCUCCAGUUAGCUCAGUAAAGAAAAAGAAAGUGAAGAGACAGAGAAUAGAAAGUUCAGGAAGUGAGGCUGAACCACAAAAAAGUUCAGACGAUGAAACAAUUCCUGUUAAAAUUGAAAGGAAUGAUUCACCUAAAACUUAUUCCUCACCUAAAACUAAACGCAACAAAUCAAAACUUAUCAAAAACCAAGUAAAGGUGGAGAGUACUGAAGAAAAUGAGAGUGGAAGUGAGAGUCAAGGGAGUAAUGGCCUUGAGGAAAACAAAAGUCCCAAUCAAAGUGAAAGUCCAAAAUCGGUUAAAACUCCUAAAAAACAGAAAAGCCCAAAGGAAAAAUCGGGAAGUCCAGAAGAGAAACCAAAAGUCAAAAAAGAAAAGAAAACACCUACACAAAGUACAAAAACCAAGGGUCCAAUGGAAAAGUUUAUGGCCAGUAAUAAUAUGAUGCAGUCUUUUGUAAAAAAAGAAAAAAAUGAUGGAGAAGAAGAUAAAAAAGAUUUAAAAGGUGUUAAUGAUGCAGAUGAUGAAAACCAACAUUCUUUAGUUCCUGCUUUUUUAUAUCAUAAGCUCGGCACCGGCUUCUCCGACCACGACCUCGACACCCUCACCGCGCAGCUGCAGGAACACGUCAUCGACGCGCCCAGGAACUACUACAGCUACGAGGCGACGCAGGCGCCGGACGUGUGGGUGAGCGCGCGCUGCGUGUGGGAGGUGCGCUGCGCCGACCUGUCGCUGUCGGCCGCGCACCGCGCCGCGCUCGGCCGCGUCGAGCGCGACAAGGGCAUCUCGCUGCGCUUCCCCAGGUUCGUGCGCGUGCGCGAGGACAAGCGGCCGGAGGAGGCGACCAGCAGCGAGCAGAUCGCGCGCAUGUACCUGGCGCAGGACUCCGUGCGGCACCACGCACCGCACAAACUGGACGACGACGACUUCUACUGACCGCCCUCCACUACUGCUGUUCAAUAAAUAUUGUACAUUCUUUA